AAUGUACAAGUUUGUGUAUCUAAGCUGAGCUUUUGUAGCACUGUCAUCACCAGAAAAGAUUGUACUUUGACCAGUUUACUUUAAAGGGACCUUGUGUAAAAGACAAACCUGAGUCAGUGUUUGUCCUUCCUUCAAAUGUGAAUCAAACAAGUUGUCCAUCUCUGAUUGGAUGAAGGGCAGGGUCUUCACUAGAUCGCUGUAGUACAUAGAGCCCUCCCUGACAGUGGAAUGAUCACAGCUAGUAGACUGCAGGGUUCUCUCAGCAGGUACAAAGGAAAGUCCACAGAGGCUGGCUGAAAUCUGGAAAGUCAUGGUCACACAUGUGUGAGAGCGUAUUUGCCACCGCUCAUGGGAAUUGGAAUCUAAAUGGGACCUAAAGGAAGAAUUUCAAAAGCUCUGAAACUGAAGUGAGAUUGGAUAAGAUACUGCUCCGUGGCCUUCAGUAGUCAACUGAUUAAACUUGUGUAACAGUGCUCUGCUGUGUAGUGAGCCAGUUGCACCAGAAGGAAACCAUUCAAACAGUCCACAGGGUUAAAAAAACCCCAGCCGACUCUCAGAGAGGUGAAAGAUCAACGUGCACGAUGCCUUGUGAUUUUUUCCCACCGCCACUGCCCCUGCUGCUGCUCCUCUCUGUGUUUGGGGCUUCCCGCGCCUGCCUGCAGGACCCCACUUCGGCCUACAGAUUCACCGGAGCUGUGUGUCGCCUCACCUACCCUGCAGCUGUUGUGUUGAAUGAGAAAACAACUAAAGUGAUUGAGGCAGCGUUCCAACAUGCCAGAUAUCCAGGUUUGAAGGGAGAGAAAUCCCUGCUCUUUGUAGGCAAAGUCAUAUAUGGCCUGGACAAUUUGGAGAUUCACAACCUGUCGAUUGGUCGGAGUGAAUUUGAACUGCGUCCAGGAGAAGGCAUCGGCAUGGAAAUAAGCAACGUGUCCGCUGUCUUUAAAGGGACCAUCCAGUAUGGAUACGGCAGCUGGCUCGUCUCCCUUACACAGUCAAUUGACUUUGAAAUUGAGUCUCAGAUUGAUCUUGGAAUCAACCCCAGACUUUACUGCGGAAAAGGAAAGGUAGCGGCAGACACGUCAGACUGCUAUCUGAAUUUUCACAAGCUCCGUCUGCAUCUGCAGGGCGACAAAGAACCGAACUGGCUGAAGAAGCUUUUCACCGACUUCAUCAUCUUCACCGUCAAACUGGCCAUAAAGGGACAGAUUUGUAAGGAGAUCAACAAGGCGGCAAACGUACUGGCUGACUUCAUACAAGACACAGCAGAGCAGUUCCUCAGUGAUGGAGACAUCAGGGUGGACAUCAGUGUAGCUGCUGCUCCUGUAAUCACUGCUAACUACAUAGAAUCAUACCACAAGGGGCUGACCAACUACAACGACACUUUCUCUGUCAUCACUGACUCUGGUUUCCACCCCAGUCACCUGACGGAGAACAAAAUGCUCUACUUCUGGAUGUCAGACCAGGUCUUUAACCCCUUGCUGACUGCAGUCCACAAAGACGGCCGUUUGCAACUCAAUAUCUCCGGAGCAGACCUCGCUGAACUUUUCAAGACAAAUCUCUCCAGUGCAAUGCCUGAUUUCUUUAGAAAGUGUCUGGAAUCAGGUUUUCCAGAACUAAGGGUCUGGAGCUCAUCUGCUCCCCACCUAAACACCUCCACCUCAGGUACGGCCGUCUCGGCGAAGGCCUCUGGGCAGCUGCACUGCGGGGGUCAAGGCACACCAACGCUCUUGUUUCAAACGGAUGUGGCCAUGGAUGUCACAGCUUCCUAUGCUGACAAGAAACUCUUUCUGCACAGUAACACAUCAAAGAUUGAUGUAUUCCAAGCUAAGCUGCCCUUACAAGACCAACCGCUAGAUGAGACCCAACUGGAGUUCAUAAGAGAAGCUGUGGAGAAGAUCGGCAUUCCCAAGGUCUUGUCUGUUCUUGAGAUUGAGGUAACUAGGGUGUUGGACAAACAAGGAACAAACUUAUUUGACAUCUUCAACCCAGAGGUGCUUCCUCAGAACGGCUUUACGGUGAUUCAGAUGGAUUUUGGUUUUCCUCAUCAUCUACUGGUUGAGUUCCUCCAGAAGACACUUCAGUAACUGGGCAACCCUUACACACUGAGACAGUGUGUUUACUGACUUGCCUAAAAGGGUUGCUCGUAUAGAAAAUGUACCCUUUACAGUGAUUAUCGACAUGUAUAAGACACCACAUUUGAAAAAGGUGAAGAACUUUGUGUUUACUUUUAAAUGUGUAGAAUGUAGAAUGAUAUAUGUAAAGAAAUCCCAAACUAAGAAGUUUUAUAUUUGUACAAUACAUUGGAGUUAAUUAUCAGAUCACCAAAACUUUUUAGUUUUUUCUUUCUUUGUCUCUUUGUGGGGUUUCAGAGGGCAUGUAAUUAAAAUACAAGCGGCACUAUUGGCUAAGGCAGGUUUUCUGUCUCGAUAUUUUAAACAUUCAUCAUUUUAACUGUUGUAAAUGUCAAUCAGAUAAUUUCAAUUUAUUUAGAUAUAGUGCCAGUUCAUAACAGAAGUUAUCUCAUUGGACUUUUCAUAUAGAUAGGUCUAGACAGUGCUCUUUUUAAUUAUCUACAGAAGCCCAACUACUCCCACUAUGAGCAAGUACAUGCCGACAUUGGCAAGGAAAACCUAGACUCAGGCGGCCAUCAGACUCAAUCGGUUGGGGGGAGGGAGAGAGAGAGAGAGAGAGAGAAAACAAAGCCAAAGGCAAAAUCCAUAUAGAAACGUAAAACAAUAGUAAUGGUGGUAGUGGACAUCUAUGAAUAUGAAUAAUAGUGCUAAUAAUGAUAGAAAUAUUAAUAAUAAGAAGAACAGUCAGCGGGUGUCGAGCAGGAAAAUAGGGGCCGUAGGCGACUUGCAACCACAGAUCCAGACCCCACAGCUCUGGAGGCUGAAACACCUACAGAAAGUGAUAGAAGGAGAGAGGAGAGGGACGAGACAGUAUAAAAGUACGAGAGAGGAAAGUAGUCGAGUUAGUAACAUGCAUUAGUGUGAUAAGAUCCUCCAGAUGGAGAUUUCACAGUCUUGUACUUUUUUAUACCGUUUUACAACAAACUGCAACUCUCUUGACUUGCAAAAUGUUCUUGUAAAUUGACCAACAUUAUGUGUGUAUUUCAGGGCACAAUUAAAACAAUUGCUGUCUCUUGC
Molecule: messenger RNA, 3149 nt
Organism: Micropterus salmoides (largemouth bass)
Lineage: Eukaryota; Metazoa; Chordata; Actinopteri; Centrarchiformes; Centrarchidae
Product: cholesteryl ester transfer protein, plasma
Exons: 17
Coding region: 582-2084 (500 amino acids)
Biological process (GO): very-low-density lipoprotein particle remodeling; triglyceride metabolic process; cholesterol homeostasis
Cellular component (GO): high-density lipoprotein particle
Molecular function (GO): cholesterol transfer activity; triglyceride binding; phosphatidylcholine binding
Source: RefSeq, a predicted model, not a curated record